GGUCAAGCGCGCGCGCCGCUGCUGCGUGUUCUGUACAGUGAGGUGGGGCGGGGAGCAGCAACGUCUAUGGACGUGUGGCCAAUAGAAUUAGUCUCUGAUUUCACCGGGUACUGGCCUGGGGUCAACCUACGGACGACAUGUCAUUGAAUGUUGUUUGCUAUAAUCGCGGAACAUUUUUAAAGGUACUCGUUGAAAUGCCUAGAAGUGGAUUAAGGGGCGCACUGUAAUACGCGGAUUUGUGAUUUGUCAGCGCAUUCUAAAGCAAGCCUUGGCUCCAGGGUUAUGACGUCUAGCUCGGGGAAGAUGAGCCUGCCACCGGAUGCAUGUAACGGGACCGCUGCAGACUUUUCUGGCAUAGAAGAGGAGCUUUACGACUAUCAAAUGCACACCAGAAUGUGCAAGAAAAUAGCACAGCUUACAAAGGUAAUAUAUUCUCUCAACACCAGGAAUGAGGAACAGGAAGCAACUUUGCAAAUGCUACUACAUGUUACCACAGACACAGCAGACAACUUUCAGCCAAGCACAAGUCAGUAUGAGGAGGGAGAGGAAUCCACAUCUGCCCUUAGGGCUCGUCUCUUAGAGCUCCAGGCCACAGUAGAAGAGGUAGAGUCACGGGAACAGAGGGCUGAGGCAGAUCAUGCUGAGCGUAUGGCUGUGCUAACACGAGAGGUUGCAGAUCUGCGCAGAAACUACCACAGUCUAGAAAAGGAUCGGGACAACCAGUGCAAACUACUUCAGCAAAUUCAGGAGGAAAAAAAAUGCCUAGAAGAAGAAUGCCAGCACUUACGUCAAGUAGAGGAUGAAAACAGAAAGAGGGAGGAGGAUAUUAAGAGAAGAGAAGAAGAAGAAAGGAAGAAAGAAGGUGAGGAGCAGAGGAGAGAUUUAGAAGAAAGGAAGAAAGUGGAAGAACAAUGGGAGAAACGUUUGCUCACAUUGAAAAAUGCAUUCAAAUCACUAGAGAAGGAAAAAGAAAGAUUAGAAGAACAGUGGGGGAUAGAGAAGGAGGAGUGGAAGAACAGAAUGGAGGUCCUAGAGAAAGAAAGAAGGGAAGAGCAGGAAGCAGCCCAAAAAGCUUUACAGCAAAGCAUCAAUGAACACAUAAGUCAGUGGCAGCAGAGAGAGCAAGAGAACUGCAAAUUCCAGAAUUCCUUGUUGCAACAGAGACUGAAGAAAACAGAGACCGAGUUGGAAAUACAAGAAGAGAGAUUGAUCGAGUGCACCAGACACAGCAAUAAAUUGCAAGCAAGAAUAGAGGAUCUAGAGGAGCAGCUGGAAAAUUGUCAUCAUCGAGUUGCAGAGGCAGAAAGAAUAACGGGGAAAGCAGAAGAGGAGUUAGCUGUGGCAAAAGAACGAUUAUUACUGCAAGAAAAUGAACUGCAAAACAAAUCAGAGGAACUGUUGAACCAGAGCUCCUCUCAAGUGCGGGUAUCUGCUGAAGUGGAGGAAUUGAGAUCUCAGCUGAGUCGUCUCAACAUCAGGAACAAAGAACUGGAACUUCAAAACAGUGGCCGCUCUAAUGACCAUGCUCGCAUGCUCAAACAGCAUGCAGAUGCGUUGUCUUCCAUGCGCCUGGAACUACAGCGUGCUCAUGCUGAGGAAAUUCAGCGCCUCCAUCAAGAGGUGGAGAAAGAACGCUCAAAUUACAAACAGGAGUUGGAGGAGGAAAAGAAAAGAGUACAUAAUAAUAUGGAGGAAGAAAAGGUCCGUCUAAAAGAAAAACUAAGGAAAGCACUGGAAGAAUUGAUCUGUAAACAUGCCAGUGAGUUGCGCCAAACACAAGCCUCACUGGAAAACGAGCGAAAGCAGGCAGAGGAAUGCAAAAAGGCUGCAGAGGAGGAAAGACAAGUCCUGGAGACAGAAAGAGACGAACUACACAAACAACUACAGGUGUCUGCUUUGAAGAUACAUAAAAUGGAGGAAAUGAUACAAGCACUGGAGGAAGAAAGAGAAAAAUUCAGGAGAAGAGAGGAGGAAAGAGAGCUUGAACAAGAAAGGAAAAGAGAGCAAGAAGAAGAGAAGGAAAUUAUUGGUUUGGAGCCAUUGUGCAACCCUGAGUUUGAGAGACUUAAUGAAGAACUGAAAAACACACAGCAUACCAUACAGAAAAUGCAGGUUGACUUUGCAUUGGAGAAGGAAGAACUGCAAAUGGAAAUCUCCACACUCAAAGAAGAGAGAAAUGUACUACAGCAGUCUAACCAUAGUUUGGAGGAGAGAAUAAGGUUGCAGUUUGAGAAGCAUCUCUCUGAUCAUGUAGCAGAGCUACAGAAAGAGAGAGAAAAGGAAAUCAGAGACAUUAAACUGCACUGGCAACACAAGGUUGAGGAUCUACAGAUGCAGAUGGAGGGGGAGAAAGCGCUAUUCCAGAGGAACAAUGAAGAAAGAGAUAGUGAGGACUGCCAUGGAAAUGAAGAAAUGGAGAGAAUGAAGCUGGAGAUCCAAAAAACAGUAGAAAUGAACAGCUCACUCACUGCCCAGCUUUAUGCCACAAUUCAGGAGAAACAACAGUUACAGGUUGUACAUGAGGAAGAUGAGGAAGAGGAAGCAGUGAUGGAAAAUGAGUUAAGUGAUGAAAAGAGAGAUGAGCUUGGAUGGCAUCAGCGAGAGCAGGAAUUGUUACGGUUAGAGAGACUCAACCACCAGCAUGCCUUACUGGCUCUAGAGAAACAUGCAGGUGAAGAGCUGCAGGCAGAAAGACAGCACCUUCACACCCAGUACAAACUACAGCUGGAAAAACAGAAAGCAGAGUUAACACAGCAGCACACUGAAUGGGUCAGACAGGUCACACAGAGGCAUAUGAAGCAGAUAGAAGACUUGCAGAAUGAACUGAAGACACAUACAGAGAUGAUGGCUUUGCAACAGGACCUGAAACAGCAAAACCGACUACAGUCACUUGAGAGGCAGCUGGAUGAGAGGAGCAGUGAGGUGCAAGAGCUGAAACGAGAGAAUGAGGAACUGAGAGAGCGAAUGCAUGACCUCAACUCAGAGAGAGAAACCAGCAUGAACCACAAACAAAAGAGCAGCAAAAGGGAAUCUAAUUCCUGGAAGGAGAAAGGGGAUGAGGACAGAUCUUGGAAUGGGGAAGAGAACAGGAAUGAUGAAACACCGGUCGAAAUAGAGACCAUAAAAAAUGAAGACAGAAUGGAAAUAAAGACCAUAAUGUCUGAUUUCAGCGCAGCCCAAACACAGCUACGUGCCCACAUUAUUGCCUGCGAAACAGAGAAUGCACUACUCUUAUUAUAUUUUUUCAAUAAUUCACAAUUUAUACACAUUUUAACAAACACACAUAGCUUUAGAAUAAACAUAAUCAUAAAAAAUAACUGUUUAUGUAUGUAUAUGUAUAAAUGUAGACUUAAAGAGAGGGAGGAGACGGGUAAAAGAAGAGUAGAGGAUCUACACAUCAUUGCUAAACUGCAAGAGAAGCUCAGUGAAAGAGAUCAGCUUAUCAAGAGACUGGUGGAAGAUCUCCAUCAGUUAUCCCAACAUCCUCCUCUUAGCAGUGAAGGGACAGUGAAGUCCUAUCACCCCAGAACACAAUCAGGUCUCACACCUACCAUGAAGAGAAAGGUCCUUGAGGAUAUCCCACCAAGUGGGACCAGCAUACCAAGUCUCAGUUCGUUGGAGGGUGCAUCCCCCAAGUCAUCACAACUGUCAAGUCGGUCAAUUUUCCUAUCACAGAUACAAACUCCAAUUUCCCCUCAUCAUGAAGCCAAGACUUCUUUACGACACACUCUCUCUCCCACUCAUGAUCUCCUGCACCAGUUGCAACUCAACAAUAGCCAGCACAUACGGGCUCCAUCUGAAAAGAGGGUGAUUGAAGCAGGACCUGAUGGCCAAGACCCCAAGAAGCAAGAGUGGCUCACCAAAUACUUCUCUUUCUGAGCAUAAUUGGAUCAUGAUUUGUUUGUUAUAUGUUUUCUCCUGUCUGUACAAACAUAUGCUGCCACACAUUUUUACAUCAUGUCUAUGAUCUCAAACAGAGGGAAUUAAAAACAUAAAUCCUCAUAAUUCCACCUAAAACAAACCACUAUGUAUUAAUUUGUAGUCAAAUAUUCACAUGAAAAUGAGGAAACAUGCAGUUUCUGUUCAUAUUUUGAUUUGGAGAACAUUUUUCAAUGUAUGCUGCAUGACUUAAUGAAUAUUAAUGUAAAACCAAAUUUUUCUUUAAAAAAAACAAAACAAAACAAACUUGAUUAACAUCUGUUUGCAAAUUUCAGAUAUUUUGGAACCAAAAUAUGUUAUCAGCAACUGUUUGGUGAAUUAUUAUAUAACACACUGAACUCUUCAAAUAGAUGCACCCAGGUUUACUCUAUCCUACAUGCCAGACAUGAAUGGGUAAGUCAGAUCAACCCAUUAUUAACGUAAUAACAUUAUCUUGUAAUAACUUUAACACAAGGAGCAUUGCCAAUAAACAUGAAAAGGGAUAACUUAGCGAGGAGAGAUGAUUUAAAAUCAAAUUAAAAUGAAUGGGAGGAAAAUAUUAGACUGAAUCUGGAAAAUCGACAAUUUGAACAUUAAACAUUUAACACACAAUGAUGAUAAUGUCAAAAUAUAUAAUAUGCAAACAAAUGAUAAUAUAUAUAUAAUAUCUACGAUGAAAAGUAUUUAAAACUAUUUACCUCAGAAUACUUGUUUCUUGCCUAUGAGCUGAUUUUUAGCCCAUUUCCAAAAGUCUUUAUUGGUCUAGGGACAUGAAUGGCCUUUUUUUUUUUUUAGCUUUUACACCAUUUUUGUCAUGACCUCGAAGCUGGUAUCAAUCAGCUCUGUUAUUAUGGUAGCCCCCUCCUCUAUGGUAGUCUCCUCACAAACCCACUACCAUAGUUCAUAGCGGUACUAAUGUACUCCUUAUUUUACUUUAGAUGCAUUGCAUUUCAUUGUCCUGGCUUUUUGAUGCCAUGGUGUGCAUGCUGGUGGUUGUUCAGAAGUUAAGGCUUUUUGGGUUUUGGGCUAGCACUAUUAGGCACCGAAGCAAGUUAUUUAAACUUCAUUUGCUCAACUGACAAAAGUCUGUUUGGAAAAUAUGCUAAAUAUAUUAAAAUAUAGUUUGCCAAAUAUAUAAAUGUAAGCUGAAGAGUCUUCCUGAAGGACAUAUAUUAACACUAAAAUUGCUUUUAUUAUAUUAUUGCUGCCUUCAGAUAUUCUAUUCAACCUCCUCAAUAUUCAACCCAAACCUUCAUACUUAACAUUGGUUGUGGAAAUGACCAAAGGUAAAGAACCAGUGGUGCUAUGUAACUGGUAUUUUGAAUUAAAUAUGCUGUUUGUUAUCAAAUGCUUUAAUGAAUAUCUAAAUACAGUAUAUAACUAUAAUGGAAGUGGCUAAAGGGUAUUUGUGGUCAAACCAUCUGACCAUUGAUCUCCAAUAAAUUACAUAUAAACAACAAAAAUUGUU
This is a messenger RNA of Hemibagrus wyckioides, 5386 nucleotides long. RefSeq names its product family with sequence similarity 184 member B (gene fam184b). Lineage: Eukaryota; Metazoa; Chordata; Actinopteri; Siluriformes; Bagridae. The transcript is spliced from 18 exons. Bases 283 to 3879 code for a protein of 1198 amino acids. The record is from RefSeq and is a predicted model, not a curated record.